Molecule: messenger RNA, 1356 nt
Organism: Hansenula anomala
Lineage: Eukaryota; Fungi; Ascomycota; Saccharomycetes; Phaffomycetales; Wickerhamomycetaceae
Gene: PEX29
Product: Pex29p
Exons: 1
Coding region: 1-1356 (451 amino acids)
Biological process (GO): peroxisome organization
Cellular component (GO): peroxisomal membrane
Source: RefSeq, a predicted model, not a curated record
AUGUCUCAACAAUUGACUGAUAAAUUGAUUGAGAAAUUGAUCUCAAUAGCAUUACCACCAACUAAUGAAUUCUCAUUGGAUUCAUUAGAAGGUAGAGUACAAGCUGGUAAGCUGCGACCAGGAUUAUCUGUACAAACUAUGAGUAGAAAUUUCAUUCAAUUAAAUUCAAGGUUAUCAUUCCCAUUUGAAAUGAUUGACAAUAUAAUUAAAUUCUUCAAUUGGGAUAAUCCAAAAUUAACAUUAACAAUAAUGGUGUUAUAUACUCAUUUAAUUUUGAAACCAUUACCAAUGAUGUUAAGUUUACCUUUUUGCCUCAUUAUUAUUUAUAUAAUGGCGCCUGCUUAUGCCAUUAGACAUCAACCUGAAUAUCAUUCAAUAAUUGGUAAAAAUAACCCAAUUUUAGCUGAAGGGCCACAAUUGAAAGAUUAUGAAAUCCCCAAACCUGCACCUGAAAUUUCAAGAGAAUUUAUAUUAAAUUUGACUGAUUUACAAAAUCAUAUGUUGCUAUAUGUUAUUGCUUGGGAUUUCAUAAAUAACUUAUUUGCGAAAUUUGCUUAUUUUAUUGAUGAAUCGAUUUCAAGUUUUUUCUAUUUAUGCUUUUUAAUGAUUGGUGGGUUUACAAUUUUAUUUACUGAAAGUAUUAUAAGCUUUAUUCCAAUUAAAUUCUUGUUGAUUGUUGCCGGUUGGGGGUUUACAAUUAUUUUCCAUCCUUAUUUUAAAGAUUAUUUUUUCAAUUUAGUUUAUUCUGAAGAAACAAGAUAUUAUUUAUUAAACAAGACAAAUAAAUUCGAACAAAUUUUAGAGGAAAAUUUUGGUUUUAUUGAACCUCAAGAACAAAGAGAAGUUGAAAUUUUUGAAAUUCAAAAUUUUGAUAAAAAAUUAAAAGAAUGGAAUUUUUUAUUCUAUUUAAAUAAUGAUUUUACCAAGUUAUCAAAACCAAGAUUAGAUAAAAAAUACACCAAUGUUGAAAUUAUUGGAACUACAUCUUUACAAAAUGUUAAACCUCCAAAAGAUUGGGAAUUUAUUAAAAAUGAUCAAUGGAAAAUUGAUUUAAAUCCUGAAAGUUGGGUUUCAAAUCAUCUUUUAAAUGAUUUAGUCAAGGUUGAUAAUGAAACAAAAUGGGUUUAUGAUGUUGAUAAUGAUAUUAAAGGUGAAUUUAGAAGAAGAAGAUGGACAAGAAGUGUCACUAGAUUUUCUGAAAUUGAAUUUCAAAAACAUAACAAUAAUAACACUGAAAACCACAACAAUAACGAUGAUGAAAAGCCUGGAUUAUCACCUUCAGUUUCUCAUUUUGAAACUGAUCAUACUUCUCCAUUGGUUGCACCAGUAAGUCCAAAUAGUGGAGAAUUUAAAUAA